Messenger RNA from Nanorana parkeri, 1333 nucleotides. RefSeq names its product major facilitator superfamily domain containing 3 (gene SLC33A2). Gene Ontology annotation, molecular function: transmembrane transporter activity. The transcript has 5 exons. Gene Ontology annotation, cellular component: membrane. NCBI's taxonomy places the organism in Eukaryota, Metazoa, Chordata, Amphibia, Anura, Dicroglossidae. The record is from RefSeq and is a predicted model, not a curated record. Gene Ontology annotation, biological process: transmembrane transport. Bases 2 to 1312 code for a protein of 436 amino acids.
CAUGGUGCACGUUGAGGCUUCCCCUGGUGCCGCUCGCCUUUUCUCCUCCCUGUCCAGUCCCUAUGUCCCCCUGGGGGUCCUCUACUUCGUCCAGGGCUUUCCCUACGGCCUCCAGUCCGGCCUCCUCCCAGUUCUCCUCCGCACCCGGGGCCUCUCCCUCUCCCACAUUGGCCUGACCAGAGUGCUGUACCUGCCAUGGCUGCUGAAGGUCAUGUGGUCUCCAUUGGUGGAUGGAGUGUGGGGCCGUCGGCUGUGGCUGGUCCUCUGUACCGGAGGGCUCGGUCUCUGCUGCCUCCUGUGCUCACUGCUGCCCCCUGGAACCGAUCUCACCUCUCUGGCCUGGCUCCUCCUGCUCAUGCACAUCCUCUCCUCCAUGCAGGACGUGGCGCUGGACGCAGUGUCCGUGGCGGUGCUGACGCAGGAGCAGGUGGGGUUAGGCAACUCUCUGCAGGUGGUGGCCUACAAGCUGGGAUCGGUGGCGGCCGGGGGCGGAGCCUUGACCCUGCUGGACAUGCUGGGAUGGAGGACGCUCUUUCUGCUGCUCGCGGUCGGGUAUCUCCUGGCGACGCUCUGCGCUUGGUGGGCGGGAGCCCUUAAAGGGGAGGAGCCAGCACCUCGAGAGAACUCCAAGGAGACACGGAGGAGGUGGAGUCUGGGCAGCGUUGCAUGGAGUGUGUUUCGGGUGCCAGGAACGGGGUGGACCAUCGUCUACGUUCUGAUCUACAAGCUGGGUGAGCAGGGAUCCCUCAGCAUGGUUCCCCUUCUGCUCCUGGACCACGGCGUCUCCCCCUCCGACCUCGGCCUCUGGAACGGGAUCCUGGCGCUGAUGGCUUCCAUUGUGGGCUCAACUCUCGGAGGAAUGCUGCUGGGAAAGGGCAGGUCCAUCCACUCCCUGCUGAGGACUGUCCUGAGUGUGCGGCUCUCCUGCCUCGUCCUGCAGACCCUUCUCCUCUCCGCUCUCGGGAGAGACACGACCCUUGUGAAAGGUGAGGGGCCCUUGUGGGGUGACUCUGUAAUGGGGGGGAUGGUGUGUCUUCUGCUCAGUGUGGUGCUGCAGCAUUUCCUGGCCGGAGUCCUCACCACUGCGACCUUCACUCUCAUGAUGCACUGCACCCGCCAGGCCAGGCCGAGCCUCCAGGCCAGUCACUACAGCCUCCUGUCCUCCCUGGAGGUCCUGGGGAAGGUCUCCUUCAGUGCCGUGUCCGGGCUGCUGGUUGACUCUCUCGGGGUCUCUGUAUCGUUCUCGGCGUUCAUCGCUCUGUCCUGCUUACCCGUCCUGCACCUCCGGAACCUUCCGGCAACGCUGUCCUGAGACCCGCAGAACCCAUCCUCC